CUCUCUCCUGUCAAGCACAGCAGGAACGAGUUUUUUUUCCCGACUUCGAUUUUUGAUCUCGUACGACGAACACGGACUUUUCGCACGGAAUUUUGAGCGCUUCCUAGGCCAAAAAACGCAAACACAAAAGAAAAAAAGAUGCCUACCAUCAAGUUGCAGUCGUCGGAUGGGGAGAUUUUCGACACGGACGUGCAGAUUGCUAAAUGUUCGGGUACGAUCAAAACGAUGCUGGAGGAUCUCGGUAUGGAUGAGGGCGAUGAUGAGGCCGUCCCGCUGCCGAACGUUAACUCAGCCAUCUUGCGGAAGGUGCUACAGUGGGCUACCUACCACAAGGACGACCCAAUCCCGGUGGAGGACGACGACAGCAAGGAGAAGCGCACGGACGACAUCAGCUCCUGGGAUGCAGACUUCCUGAAGGUAGACCAGGGUACGUUGUUCGAGCUGAUUCUGGCUGCGAACUAUCUCGAUAUUAAGGGAUUGUUGGAUGUCACCUGCAAAACCGUCGCCAACAUGAUCAAGGGUAAAACGCCGGAAGAAAUUCGCAAGACGUUCAACAUUAAGAACGACUUUACUCCUUCCGAGGAGGAGCAAGUUCGCAAGGAGAACGAGUGGUGCGAGGAAAAGUAAUUGGAGCACCAGGACGAGCGGAGAGUAAUGUACAUUUUGCUUUGUAAUGGGGGGUUACUAAUGGCGAGUUUUAUGAUUUCGCUAAACACAUGAUUUAUUUGUUCUCUUUUUACGAGAAAUAACCUUACUUUUUUCGCUAAUAAAACAGAAACGAUCAAUGGCGUUUGCCUACCCGAA
Anopheles darlingi is the source of this 804-nucleotide messenger RNA. Its product is annotated as S-phase kinase-associated protein 1-like. Lineage: Eukaryota; Metazoa; Arthropoda; Insecta; Diptera; Culicidae. Gene Ontology annotation, biological process: SCF-dependent proteasomal ubiquitin-dependent protein catabolic process. The transcript is spliced from 2 exons. Gene Ontology annotation, cellular component: nucleus; cytoplasm. The coding region runs from base 139 to 627 and encodes 162 amino acids. Gene Ontology annotation, molecular function: cullin family protein binding. The record is from RefSeq and is a predicted model, not a curated record.